This is a messenger RNA of Salvelinus sp. IW2-2015, 2320 nucleotides long. Its product is annotated as E3 ubiquitin-protein ligase rnf213-alpha-like. Gene Ontology annotation, molecular function: ATP hydrolysis activity; ubiquitin-protein transferase activity. The record is from RefSeq and is a predicted model, not a curated record. Gene Ontology annotation, cellular component: cytosol; nucleolus; membrane. Gene Ontology annotation, biological process: sprouting angiogenesis; ubiquitin-dependent protein catabolic process; negative regulation of non-canonical Wnt signaling pathway. Lineage: Eukaryota; Metazoa; Chordata; Actinopteri; Salmoniformes; Salmonidae.
AAAGGGACAGAUGAUCAGCAGAACCAGGACUCGAAGCAAACCACCGCUGGAAAUAAGAUGGUGUUAGGCUCUCAGAAGAAAUCAGAGGUGGAGAGCAAAGGCUCCAGUGUGGACCCACAGGUGAAGUGGGGAGAACAUGGAGGUCCAGCAGCAGCCUUCCCGUGGGGGAGGAGACCACUCCUCACCUACACCACAGAGCCCAGGCGUCAAGAAAGAGAAACAGAAAGACAACAAAAGCGACGACUCUGAAUCCAAGGGUCAGGAUGUUCCACCGCCAAAAAGGAUCCCUCCAGGGAAAAAACAGGUCUCUGCAAGUGAGAGACUCACAAUCUAUUUCCACGCUGUCCUCUCAAAGGAUUUCAAGCUGAACCCGGACGAGGACCGCAUCUUCAUCAGGGCUGGGGGGAACAUUGGGAACUGGGAUACCGAUACCGUUGAGCUCACUGUGUCUAAGGAUCUUGGAGAGCAUGGGUUCCUAGUCGAAGGGAGCUUGAUCACAAGCAAAUCUAAUGCAACCGUGUCCAUACCAUACAAGUACCUCGUCUACAAGCUUAAAAAGCAAAAGUACGAGUWUGAGUACAUAUACAAACUGGAUUCUACCUACCCCACCACCAACAGAUGUCUUUUUGUCAAAUCCCAUCUGCUUAAUGAAGAAGGGGACUGGCAUCAGUAUGAUGACAUCAUCUGUGUGGCGCCAUCCAAGAACGUGCUCAAGCGGCUAAAAGACGCUUUUUGGUCGGAUCAAAGGAAAAGUGUCAUCGAAGGCCGAGAAAUCGCAGGGAAAGUUAUGCUGGAGAGUAUAUUUGACCUCCUCAGGAGCUGGACUGACAUUAACUUCAAGAGUUUCCUCAAUCAGCUGAAUCAGUUUUACCAGAUCUAUGGGAACCCGUUUGUCUAUGAGGAGACACACAAGAAAUGGUACUCCUUAGACUACGACGAAAAAGAUGUCAGGAAGCUGCUGAAGCAGUUCAUGRUGGAUAACGUUGUUCCUCAGCUGCAGAAGGAGGGUGAGGGGAAAAGCUGCUUCAUCCAGGACCCCAUGAGGGCAGCUGUGGUCAUGCUGUACGUGUGGAAGCAGUUCGGCGUCAGGCUGGACCACGGAGAGUCCACCCGGCUCUGCACCGCCCUGUGCUUGCCCAAGCUGCCCAAAGACUCCUUCCUGCAGUACUGGACCGACUUCGCCCAAGCCGUCUCCGGUCUCAAAAACUUGCCAGACAUGUUGGUGGCUCUGAUCAACAGUGUGAAGACUGAAGGGCCCCGGUGGAUUUUGGUGCUCCCCCUGCUCCACCUCCUCAAGGGAUCCUCCAAACCGUUCACACCCAUAUCUACCACUGUCACCACCAAGUACGAGCAGUCCUGGGCGGGCCUCCAAGGCCUCAAAGCAGACAUGACACUCAACAGCCAGGACAGGAGAGCGAUGUUGAAUCUCAUGAAAAACAAUGGCCAUCUGGUUGAGAUGGACAGACUAGUGUCUCGGUCCUGGAUGUGUCUGCUGCCCAUAGAGGACCUGAUGGAAUGCAGCGUCCUCAUCAACGUGGAACUGCUGGACCUGCUCCAUGUCUUCACUCUGAGGGCCCCUCAAGAUGUCACCUAUAGCAACAAGCAGUAUGUGUCAGACACUCUCUCACAUAUUCAAAGCAGUCUCAUCGAGGAGAAAUACAGUUGUUUUAGUGAGGCGUAUGGCAGAGAAUGCUUGGCAACAGCAGUGAAACUUUUUGAGAAGAUCUGCAAAGGAGUCCGGUCCACUUCAACCUACACUCAGAACUUCACAGACAUCCCUGUGGCAUGCAUGAACAUGGUUGUCUCUGUAUCUGAGUUUGCCCGGGCCUUUGAGUCACAGGCAACUAAGGACGUGGAAAGAGAGCAUAUGCAUGCCAAGGAGCUGGAGCUGUUAUCCGAGGCGAUGGUGAUCGUCAGAUCCUGGAUCGGCAAAACCUUCAGAGACCGGUUGCUGGCCAGGGGUAUGACCACCUUGUACCUCAGUGUCAAUGUCACCACAGAGAUAGAGAUGUGGAACAACAUAAUCUCUCUCAAGUUCGCCAAUGACGAUUUCACAAAAGAAUGGAGACAAACGUUCACUAGGGACUUGGAAGGCAAACUCAAACAGGAGUCUCCUCUGGAUCAGAUAGAGAUCUACUGUUCCAAGAUUGAGGUCCUGAAUGAAUCUCACCCUCACGUAGCCAAGAGUAUCGAGAAAUGUGCCCUGGAAGCUGUCACCUCACUGUGCCAGCACCUCCGACUGCACAUACGUCAUGCAAACCUACAAAUCAAAUCUCCUCCCUCUAGAAUUGGACAGAGGAGCCCUUUGCGCAGCGCAUGA